CACAAGCACAAAAUAUUUUGCUUCCUCCUUGUUUCGUUUCAUGCUAGUAUUCUAGUACAACCUAUUUCCUCUCCCUUUCAAAAUAUUCUCCUUGCAGGCCAAAAAUACAAUAAAACAAAACCAUGACAACUAUGGUAUCUCAAGAAAGCGUUGUUGCAUCGGUUUCUCGUACUGGCAGGGAUUUGCAGCGCUACAGAAAAGGUCGUCGUCAAGUUGUUGGAUGCAUACCAUAUAGAUACAUAAUUGGUGACCAAACUUCCUUAGGGGCAAAUGAAGAAUUAGAAGUUUUGGUUAUUACUUCGAAGAAAGGCAAAAGGAUGUUAUUUCCCAAGGGAGGUUGGGAAAUGGAUGAAUCAAAAAAGGAGGCAGCUUUGCGAGAAACCAUAGAGGAAGCAGGAGUAAGAGGCAUUGUAGAGGGUAAAUUGGGUAAGUGGAGGUUUAAAGGUAAAAACUAUGGUUAUGAAGGCUACAUGUUCCCUCUGCUUGUUCAAGAGCAAUUUGAGAUAUGGCCAGAGCAGAGUGUUCGUCAAAGAACAUGGAUGAAUGUUUCUGAAGCAAGGGAAGUUUGUCAACAGAGGUGGAUGAAAGAAGCAUUAGAGAGACUAGUAGAUCGUCUCAAAGGUCAUAAACUUGAUGAUGUAAAAGAAUUAGUAGUAGUAGGUUCUGUACAAUGCACAGGAGACGCCAAUUCUGACUAGUAAACAAAGGUAGUUUCCUGUGUUUGAUUUAAAAAUAAGGGGGUGUUUGUGUUAUUUAAGAUAAUUUUAGGGGAGGUUAAUGUAAUUUGCCCCAAUUAUUAAACAUUUAUACAUAUUAUUUAUUAAUUUUGAUUUAUUUAAUAAAAUGAAAUAUAUAUUUGAUAAAA
Medicago truncatula (barrel medic) is the source of this 865-nucleotide messenger RNA. Its product is annotated as nudix hydrolase 18, mitochondrial. The coding region runs from base 123 to 698 and encodes 191 amino acids. Gene Ontology annotation, molecular function: pyrophosphatase activity. Lineage: Eukaryota; Viridiplantae; Streptophyta; Magnoliopsida; Fabales; Fabaceae. The transcript is spliced from 5 exons. Gene Ontology annotation, cellular component: nucleus; cytoplasm. The record is from RefSeq and is a predicted model, not a curated record.